Molecule: messenger RNA, 4159 nt
Organism: Moneuplotes crassus
Lineage: Eukaryota; Ciliophora; Spirotrichea; Euplotida; Euplotidae
Source: the annotation of a GenBank genome assembly
AGAAUAUUUAAAGGACAAUGAAUGCUAACAAUCUUACCUCACGCAAAAGAAGUCAAGAGCAGAUCCAGACUCACUCCACUUCUGGAAAGAACAUCACUGACAAAUCAGAUUUUACCAAAGUUGUCAGCAUCAACAGACAGAUAUUCAAAAAUAAGCAUAAUAAAAUUUAAAAGCAAGCAAACUUACAGAAAUAUGAACCAAAAACCAAUCGAUUCACUACAAAUCAGAGAUAAAGAUGUAAUCUACCCUCCUAGGUGUAAUUCCCAAAAGCGAGACAGCAUCUUUUCAAGAGAACCUAAAACUUUCAGUAGAGAAAAAGUGUCCUUUACCAAGAACACCUUGCUAAAACAGAGGAAGAGGACCUUCAAGGUUUCCAGGAAGUAUGAUAAGAUCAACGAGGUGGAGCAACCGCUCUACCGUAAAGAUCAAAUCAGUCAAAUGACACUGAAAUCUGAGAGUAGCCAUACCUCUUCUUGGAAUAAGAUCGAACCAAAGCAACAAGACUUUGACCUUGCUGAAGAGAUUGAGAAGGAAGACCUCAAAUCUUCCUCGUCUGCCGAGACAGUAGCUAUUAAAGACAAAGUAGUCUCCUUCAAUCGGAACAAGCUUAAUGAGUUCUUUGAGAGCAAAAAGCAAAGCUUAAAGAAAGAAGAUAAAAACAAAAAGGCUAAAUUCUCGAACUUCCUGCCUGGAGUAAAAUCACAAGAUGAAAAAUAAUUUCAGAAAUAAUUUCGACGAUGGUUUCCCAUUUGGGAGGGAAAAUGCAUCCUCAAUAAGCAGUAGCACCUCUUUCAAGAACUUAAAUAUGCAAGGGAUUAAUAACACAAUCACUGAAACACUAAGACCAGCUCAGUACUCUGGCACAAUUUCAAACUCAAUGGAGUCAAAAUAAUCUCUACAGUAGUAAAUAUCUCAACCUGAAGCAUUCAACCGACACUCCAAACCACAAGGACCAGAUCCAAAGGUCUUCAAAAAUAAUGAAAAAGAAGUCAUCUUAUUCAAAAUAUUUUUCAAGGGUCCGAAGAGGUCUUAACACAAUCGAAAGGAUGAAGCUGUGGAAAUCCCUCCCCAAAAGACAAGAAUACAUGGAAUAUUACAGGAACAAAUAAGCACUGUAACAUCAAGAGGUCGGAGUAUUACCUUGAAAUCAAGAAUGAUGUCAAAAGAACUUAUAUUCAUAACUCAUUGUCAGAGGAAACUGAUUCCCAUCAUUCUUUGAUCAACAUCCUGGCUAUUUACGCCAUGCGGAAUAAAGAUGUUGGGUACAUCCAGGGCCUCAACUUCCUGGCUGGAACUCUACUCCUUCAAUGAGGAUUCGACCUUAACACAACACCUAGCAAAACAACUAUUGAGGAGGAAGCAUUUAGCAUGCUGACGAUAAUUUUAGAGGAUUAUGGCCUUGGAGAGGUAUACCUCAAUGGAUUUGACAAGCUAAAUCAGUUCAUGGCUCUGGUUCAAAAAGGAGUUAAAUAAGUACAUCCCUAAACUUAGGAGGCUUUUUAAGGAUGAAGCUUCAAUUAUAGCACUUGUUAUUACUCAAUGGAUUAUCACACUCUUUACAAUGGAUUUCAGCAUUGAACUUUCAUUUUGAAUAAUAGACAUGUUCUUAGUAUCUGGCUGGAAGUCAGUCUAUGGAACGAUCCUCAAUAUUCUUUCCUAUUUGCACCCAAAACUGUCUAUCUCCAGUGAAGAAGAUGCGAUACAGCUGAUAAAAUAAAUUCAUCAAAGAAGGAAAUAUCGAUCUUGAUCACUUUUUCGAAGACAUUAACAAAUUCAAAAUUUCUAAAAAGGAGCUGUCAUCCCUUGGCCCAAAAUUCACUAAGGAGCAGCUCUCUAGCCUCAUUCUUCCCUCUCUAAUAUCUGAAUCUCCCAAAAUUGGCCAAAAACUGAACUCCUACAUUCCAAAUACAGCUCCUUCCAUUCAGCCUGCUUUUCCUAAGACUCCAAAUCAUGGUCAGCUUCAACACAGUCAGAAUCCCUUUGCAGCCUCUCCGAAGGAGACUUUGCGAAUAGAGGCUAAUCUGAGGGACAAGCAAAGGAUCAAGAACAAGGCUCCUAGGAAAUUCCAUAGCAAGAAGGAACACAGUCGCCUGUCCAGUGCCAACCAUUAUAAACCACUGGAGACGGUAAGGUCUCCCUUACCGAUCCAAGUGUCUGAUGAAGAAGAGGAAUACAGGUCAGAAGAAAGAGCUCCUGCUACUGACCAUAAAAUUCUGGCUCCUGGAGUCGCAACAGCAGCGAGAUUUAGAAACCCUUAUUCUCAAGAUACCAAAUUUCUGAUCCCAAGUGAAGGAAAUGUAAAUAAAUCCCCAAUGUUUCUUUACAAGAAAGAAAAUAAGCGAAGCCAAGCAAGGAAGAGUUAUAAAAUAGAUACAAAGACAUUUGAAGAUGUUGUGACAAAUUCCGCUCAAAGAGAUUACCCCCAAAAGGCAACUAAAAAGUUUGACACACAAAAAGUACUCGGCGGUGCCUCCUUGGCAUCACGGAUGCCAAACGGUAUCGCCAAAAUUCGCCAAUCCUUCGACAAAUCUGGUGACCCUGAAAAUGAAGAUUUUCAGAUAAGUGAUACUGACGAAAGGACCAUCCACCAAAGAAACGAGAGUAUCAUCCAAAGCAGUAAUUACAUCAGAGAUAAGAAGCAGCCCAUAAAUAUCCAAAAAGGAGUCAAAAGGUUUAAAGAAAGGAUUGAACGACAAAGGAACUUUCAAAAGAGCAACACCUACAGAAGUGAGCCAAGGAACCUGUUCAAGUCCAAUAUGUACAAACCAGCUACUAGUUUCAAGCCAAGUGAGAAGAACCAAGAUGAAGUUCACCCGAGAGAGCUCAGGAAAUCAAAAUAUUUAGUCAUAGACAAGGACAUCAAGUCUGACAAGAAGAGGAAAAAUAGAAAGGAGCUUAAUAGCUUCCAAGAUAAUAUAGAUGACCUCGACAAUCUCUCCAAACUCGCAAGCGAACGUGACCGGAUCAUAAACGAAAGCCCAAGUCAAGUCCCUCCUGAGACAAAAAUAACCCGCCACUCAAACCCAACUAACUUCUCUCCCACUUCACGCCUCUCCGAGCUUAAGAACAUCACUGAAUCCCCUGAAUACAACAACAUAAAGUACUCAGACUCCAAAAAGAACACGAUUUCUCAAAAAUAACCAGAAUGAGGAAGAAAUUGACGAGCACAGCCUUUACGAGUCCCCUAACACUAAGCUAGAUCAAAGAAAGAGCAAGCCAACAGGCUUGGUCAUUAAUGCAAGCGGUACAAAGAAACCAAUGAGCACCUUCUCUAGACAAAGAAGCAACCUCGGAGCUACUAUUGGGAAAUAUAACGCUGAUAGCAACCUCAAAGGGCUCAGGAAGAAGCUACAUAAUACAGACUCGGUGAACCUUAACCACAGGGUUAUCAGUAGUACAAACUAUAACAAAACCCAAAGGAUCUUCACUGAUUCCAUCGGCAUGAGUCCUAAGAAAGGAGUCAACUUAGUCCCGAUUCGGUCUAAGCAAACGGAAAGUCUAGACUCCUUUGAAAAUGAUAAUGUUAUGGAAGAGAACCAGAUCGAGAUUAUACCUGAACAGAAAUAGAAAGAAGAACAAAAGAAAUAUCGCUUGAGACUUUAAUACCAAUGAUAAGCCGAUUACCGUCAACCGGCAACUAGAGUUCGAUGAAGUUGAAGGAGAUGAUGACCGGAUUCAAAACCCUUUCAUCAGCCCUCAUAGAACGACUAUUCCAAUCGAACUGAUCAGGAAGCCAGAUUACCCAACUAGCCAGUUUGAUGCCAACCUGAGCUCAGAAAAUGAAGAAGAGGGUGAAGAAAGAUUCACUUUUAGAAAAUCUCACGAGUUUGAUGAACGAAAUUCCUUCCCAGAUGCGUUUGAUAGCAUCGGUUAUGCUUCCAAAAAGAAGAACACACCAUUAAAAUCAAUCAAUACAAAGACAAAGGAGAGCCUGACUCAUUUCAACAAGCACAUUACUCCUAACAAGUCUUUUGAAAGGUUCAAAUUUGGGAGUAAUGAUGUAUACAGAGAAGAAGGAUACCCUCUAGACGCCAGAAUGUACAAAUAUGGACCAAGAAACACUGAAAAAUCAACUAUCCUUACUAGAGGAGACUACUCUAUCCUAAGUAAAAGAAUCAAGAGACCUGAAAAACAAAGCUCUCCAGCAAUAGCUAUCUAA